AUGAUAGAGCUCGCAGCUCGCUCAGCAUUUCGUUACUACUACUACAGCCCCUCCGUGGCUGCAGCCGUCAUUUUCAUCAUCUGCUUCCUUCUCACCUCGAUCUGGCACACGUAUCAAUCAUUCCGCACCAGAACAUGGUUCUUCAUCCCCUUCCUCGUGGGCGGAUACUUUGAGUUCAUCGGGUACUGCGCCCGCGCCGUCUCAGCGGAGCAAACGCCCAAUUGGACGAUGGGUCCGUUCCUAGUCAACUCUCUCAUGCCGCUGGUCGCGCCGGCGCUGUUCGCCGCAUCAAUUUACAUGGAACUCGGCCGGCUGGUUGUGACCCUUCAUGCAGAGCAAUACAGCCUGAUCCGACCCAAAUGGAUGACCAAGCUCUUUGUGCUGGGCGACGUGCUGUCGUUCUUGCUCCAGUCCGGAGGCGCUGGUAUGAUGGCCGGGAAAACGCAAUCCAGCUUCAAGACGGGGUCGAACAUCAUCGUCGUGGGCCUCGUGGUGCAGAUCGUGUUCUUCGGGUUCUUCAUCGUUACGACCGGCUUCUUUCACCUGCGGAUGACGAAGCAACCGACCACAUACUCGCUGAGCUCGGGAGUCAAUUGGAAGAAGCUGAUCUGGACGCUCUACGCAGCCAGCGUUCUGAUCCUGGUGCGAUCGAUCUACCGGUUGGUGGAAUAUAUCGAGGGCUUCGGGGGCUAUCUGCUCAGCCAUGAGGUGUACCUCUACGUGUUCGACGCCCUGCUGAUGUUUGCCGUGAUGCUGAUCUUCCAUUUCGUCCAUCCGAGCGAGCUGAAUGCGUGGCUUAGGUCGGGUGGAUUGAUCAGUAAGGGUCUGCGGUUCGAGCGACUGAAUGGGGAUGCGAUGCAGAUUGCGUGAGCGGUCUCGAGUGUUUUGCCUUUACUAUACCAUGUAUCCGGAAGAUUGGUUGGUUAGGGCCUUUUACCGGAACACGGUGUCAUAUCGAU
This is a messenger RNA of Aspergillus aculeatinus CBS 121060, 959 nucleotides long. RefSeq names its product RTA1 domain-containing protein. The record is from RefSeq and is a predicted model, not a curated record. The transcript is spliced from 3 exons. Lineage: Eukaryota; Fungi; Ascomycota; Eurotiomycetes; Eurotiales; Aspergillaceae. Bases 1 to 870 code for a protein of 289 amino acids. Gene Ontology annotation, cellular component: membrane.